Molecule: messenger RNA, 1032 nt
Organism: Siniperca chuatsi (mandarin fish)
Lineage: Eukaryota; Metazoa; Chordata; Actinopteri; Centrarchiformes; Sinipercidae
Product: high choriolytic enzyme 1-like
Exons: 10
Coding region: 96-902 (268 amino acids)
Biological process (GO): proteolysis
Molecular function (GO): zinc ion binding; metalloendopeptidase activity
Source: RefSeq, a predicted model, not a curated record
UAUUAGUUCUUGGAGUGCCUGGACAGUAUAAAAACUCUCACUGGGUAACAGCGAGACACUCGUUCUCUCUUCAGGCUUUCAGUUCUGUUGCAGCCAUGUUGGUUUUCUCUUGGUCUCUUGUGACCCUGCUGCUGGUGUCCUCUUCCUGGGCUGAGGAAGCGGUUGCUACCAUUGAGGAGGACACAUCCAGGGAGCUUUCUGUUGGUGAACUGCUGGAGAGAGCAAACAGAGACCGCACCCCUGACGUUGAUGAGCCCAUCCUGAUUGAAGGAGACAUCGCUAUCAAGUCUGAGGCCGACAGAAACGCUGACCCCUGCACCUCCAGAGACUGCCUGUGGCAAAAGUGGUCUGAUGGGAAGGUCUACAUCCCUUACUACAUCGCCAACCACUACUCCUCCCGUGAGGAGGCCAUCAUCAUUCGUGGACUGGAGUCUUUCUCUUCAGUUUCCUGCAUCCGUUUCAGACCCUACGAGAACGGAGAUCAUGAGUGGCUGAGCAUCGAGUCCAGGGAAGGCUGCUACUCCUACGUGGGUCGUCAGGGUGGUGGUCAGACUGUGUCUCUGAGCCGUCAGGGCUGUCUGUACCACAGCACCGUCCAGCAUGAGCUGCUCCACGCCCUCGGCUUCAACCACGAACAGACUCGCUCCGACAGGGACAGCUACAUCAAGGUGUACUGGGAAAACAUCAUCGAUGGCAUGGCGUACAACUUCAACAAGAUUGACACUCUGAACCAGGGAACACCGUAUGACUACAACUCAGUCAUGCAAUAUGAGAAGUACGCCUUCUCCAAGAACAACCGUCCCACUAUGCUGCCCAUUCCCGACAGCAAUGUAUCUUUCGGCCAGGCCACCCAGAUGAGCAAGAAUGACAUUGAUAGGCUGAACAGGCUGUACAAGUGCUAAACUGCACGUGACCUUUGACCGGCAAUACUGAUGACAUCAGAGCAUGCUGACGAAGGAGAUGAGGGUUUUGAGCGAAUGGCACUUUGGGUUGUCCUGUAACAAUAAACCUGCAAACUUCAGAAGCAUUAAA